AACUAAUGCGGUGUGUGUCUAUUUUCAGAAACACGAGGGGCAUAAUAGACCACCAGUAUGGGGGCCAUGUUCCGCAGCGAAGAGAUGGCUUUAUGCCAGCUCUUCAUACAGCCCGAGGCGGCUUACACCUCCGUGUCCGAGCUGGGAGAAGCCGGCACCGUACAGUUUAGAGACUUGAAUCCGGACGUCAACGCGUUCCAGCGUAAGUUUGUCAAUGAAGUCCGUCGCUGCGAUGAGAUGGAACGCAAACUGCGGUACAUUGAGGCGGAGGUACAUAAGGACGGAGUCCACAUCCCCGCGGUCAAGGAAGCCCCCAGAGCCCCUAACCCGAGGGAGAUCAUCGAUCUUGAGGUGAGAUAUUACCCCGAAGAAGGAUAGACCUUUAAUAAAGGU
Trichoplusia ni (cabbage looper) is the source of this 393-nucleotide messenger RNA. Its product is annotated as V-type proton ATPase 116 kDa subunit a-like. The record is from RefSeq and is a predicted model, not a curated record. Gene Ontology annotation, molecular function: proton-transporting ATPase activity, rotational mechanism; ATPase binding. The transcript has 2 exons. NCBI's taxonomy places the organism in Eukaryota, Metazoa, Arthropoda, Insecta, Lepidoptera, Noctuidae. Gene Ontology annotation, biological process: vacuolar acidification; proton transmembrane transport. Gene Ontology annotation, cellular component: vacuolar proton-transporting V-type ATPase complex; proton-transporting V-type ATPase, V0 domain; plasma membrane. The coding region runs from base 58 to 378 and encodes 106 amino acids.